AUUUUGGUUUUGUCCUAAAGCUGCCCGCUGGCCGACGAUGCAACACAUGAGCUGGUAACACGUUGGGUGCAAAUUAUUUGGUAAAUCUGAUGUCUAGUUAUAGUCUUCGCACUCCCAGUCAGCAGAAAAACUAUCGUCAAAUGGCACAAAUGGUGGACGCGAUCGUGACACAGAGGGUUGCGAGGUUGCGUGAUCGUUGCAAACCUCCCAUCGCUGAAGAUAUAUAUGAUGAAAUUGUAGCGUUAAUGGAAGAGAAGUUGGAUAGUGGUAAAGUUGCGAGUCUUCUGACAGUGACAGAAAAAGCCAGAAAGUACUGGAGGACACAUGGGAGAGAAUUUGUGGACCUGGUGGACCUUCACGAGCAACUGGGACGACCGUCAAAGGGAAUUCUGCUCAGUAAUGGCAGGGCACUGCUAUCGGAGUCACUGGCAGAAGAAAUCAUUCUCAAGUAUGUGUAUGAACACGGCAGGGAUUCUCCGCAGACCAUACAGAAGGACAUGCAGUCAGUGUUCGAGCUGCCCUUACCAUUGAUCCAACACGUUGUCAAACGAAGCUUCAACGUCAAAGUGGGAAAGGACCGAAAAUACAUACGGCAAAAGUUCGAAGAACGAAUGAACCAAGUUUGCAACCAGGCAGUGGCCGAAACUAGCGCUCAGAAGGUGAAGUUGCUGCAAGUGGGACAAGAAGUGGCCACCAACGAGGCGUCCGAAAUGCCCGUGCUACUCAUUAAACCGACGCCCAAGAGGAAAGCAAAGCCCAAAAGCUUGGAGCAGAAGUUGAAGGAUCAAGAACAGCCCUCGAGUCAAAAGGGACCACAAAUUGUUUCUUGGCAGGAGCACCCAAGGAACCUGAUUCCAGAGUUGUGCAAGCUUUUCUAUAAUAUCGGCUGGGUGACGGGCACUGGAGGUGGAGUCAGUAUCAGGCAUGGGCAGGAGAUCUACAUUGCCCCCUCUGGAGUCCAGAAAGAACGCAUCCAACCGGAAGACCUGUUUGUACAAGACCUGGAUGAGCGGUUCUUGAGUGGUCCACCGCCCCACAAGAAGCUGAAGAAAAGCGAGUGUACACCUCUCUUUAUGAAUGCCUACACUCUACGAGGAGCAGGUGCAGUCAUCCACACUCACUCCAAGGCAGCAGUCCUUGCCACUCUCCUUUACCCAGGCCCUGAAUUCUGCAUCACGCACCAGGAAAUGAUUAAGGGCAUCAAGAAGGGUCGCACUGGAGUGAGCUAUCGCUAUGAUGAAGAAUUGGUGGUGCCCAUCAUAGAAAAUGUGCCUUUUGAAAGAGAUCUCAAGGAGAGCAUGAAGGAAGCCAUGGAGCAGUACCCAGAUACGUGUGCUGUACUAGUGCGGAGACACGGUGUCUAUGUAUGGGGUGACACCUGGGAACGAGCUAAGACCACGUGCGAGUGCUACGACUACCUGUUUGACAUAGCAGUUCAAAUGAAACAGCUGGGUCUGGACCCCACAGUGCCAGGUUCAGUACCACUAGUAGCGCAAGAAGAACAGCGACCUGACCAGCCCGAGACGAUUCCUGUUGGGAAUGUCCCACCAGAACCCCCACUGGUGGUGACAACAGAUGAACAGCCCACGACGCUGGCAGAGGCUGUACAGGUUGCAACAGGUGCAGAAGAUGCUGCUGUUCCCACACUAUCUGCCAUCAACGGCAACAUCGUCGAGAUGCCAGACCCAUCGUUUCCUGUGACACUUAACAAGGGUUCAUGUGUUACUGAAGGACAGACGACAUACGUCGUCUACAUGUGAUCGCUCAACAUCUCUGUGGGUCCUGUGCAGAAGCACUACAUUGGUUCCACCAGUUUGUGCAAGACUGAAGCCCAAUAGGUUAUUGCCACUUGUUGUUUCUAACCUGUUUGUUAUGAUCAUUGACUGGAAAUACAUGCAAAACAAGAGAAUUUUA
This is a messenger RNA of Ornithodoros turicata, 1914 nucleotides long. RefSeq lists its product as uncharacterized. The record is from RefSeq and is a predicted model, not a curated record. Gene Ontology annotation, cellular component: cytoplasm. Lineage: Eukaryota; Metazoa; Arthropoda; Arachnida; Ixodida; Argasidae. The coding region runs from base 90 to 1760 and encodes 556 amino acids. The transcript has 9 exons. Gene Ontology annotation, molecular function: metal ion binding; methylthioribulose 1-phosphate dehydratase activity.